CUCUGCACGCUCUGGACUCCACCGGCGGGGAAGUUAGCAAACCAGUUCAGCCCAACUUUCAACCAAAAACUGCGAUUCAGUAAGGUCGGAGAUGGCUCUCACACAAGUGUCCUCCAACAAGUGCGCAGGCGGCUUCCAGAAGGUUUUCGAACACGAGAGCACCGAGCUCAAGUGUAAGAUGAAGUUUGCCGUCUACCUGCCUCCCAAAGCCGACACCGACAAGUGUCCCGUCAUGUACUGGCUGUCUGGUCUGACGUGCACGGAGCAAAACUUCAUCACCAAAGCCGGCAGUCAGAUCCCUGCUGCGGAGCACGGCAUCAUCAUCGUCGCUCCGGACACCAGCCCACGCGGCUGCAACAUCGAGGGGGAGGAUGAGAACUGGGAUUUCGGCACCGGAGCUGGUUUCUACGUCGACGCCACGCAGGAUCCCUGGAAGACCAACUACCGCAUGUACUCGUACAUCACCGAGGAGCUCCCCAAACUGGUCGACGCUAACUUCCCCACCGACCCGGACCGCGUGUCCAUCAGCGGUCACUCCAUGGGCGGACACGGGGCGCUCAUCUGUGCCCUGAAGAACCCUGGGAAAUACAAGGCUGUUUCUGCGUUCGCUCCCAUCUGUAACCCGAUGCAGUGUCCCUGGGGACAGAAGGCCUUCUCAGGAUACCUGGGCUCCGACAGGUCCACCUGGGAGGCGUACGAUGCCACCGUGCUGGCGGCGGCGUACUCCGGCCCUCAGCUGGACAUCCUGAUCGAUCAGGGCCGUGACGAUCAGUUCCUGUCAGCCAGCCAGCUGCUGCCCGACAACCUGAUCGCCGUCUGCUCCAAGAAGAAGAUCCCCGUCGUCUUCAGACUGCAGCCGGUCAGUUCCUCCGCUCUCGCUCUGACACUCACGCAGCGCCGCUCACUGUCCACAUCUGAUCCCAAACCGGGACCUCAGACCCUCGCUGUGGUACCACAGGAGCCAGAGCGUGUUAAGAUGAGGGCUUUAGGACCCCACGACUGUAGGACGUUUGUCGGGUUUUAG
This is a messenger RNA of Plectropomus leopardus (leopard coralgrouper), 1024 nucleotides long. The record is from RefSeq and is a predicted model, not a curated record. Lineage: Eukaryota; Metazoa; Chordata; Actinopteri; Perciformes; Serranidae.